AUGGAUCUGAAGAAGCAAAAGGUCACCAAUGGAUGGGAAAACAGGAGGAUAGAGAUACUACCCAGAGAUGGAAACACUUGUGGAGGAUUACCUCUGGGAGUCUUAGACUUUGACUUGGAUUGCUUUUCAAAAGCUUCAAGAGCUAAAUAUAAGAAGAACUGUUCUCCUGAUUUUGUGUCCCUGGUGAAUCGAAUCCUUAAACUACACCAAGCCCCAUCUGUUGAUAAGUUCAUUGUUCGCUGCGAUGAAGUUCCGUGGGAUUCUUCUUCUUCUUCAGACUGUAUUGCUGAUUGGGUUCAGUUUGCAAUCCAACAGGAUGUGCGAGUUAUUGAGUGGAAUUUGGACACUGAAUAUUUCUCUAGUUUCCGCUUUCCUGACUUAGAGAAAUUUUUGUCAGUCGCAAGGGUAAGGAAAAUUCUCUCAUUAACGUCUCUCACACUGUCCUGGAUUAGCAUCGAGCAAGAUAUGAUGGAAUUUCUUUUAUCCAACUCUCCAAUUCUUCAACAUCUCAAACUCGAUAAUCUUCGUGGUCCGACCAGUCUCAAUAUUAAGGCUUGUCCAUCUCCCAAUUCUCUGGUUGUGUCUUGCUGUUUUUCUUUGUCGAAGAUAUCUAUUUCGGCACCAGAGCUUUUCUCUUUUCAUUUCACUGGAGUCCUGUACGAACGUCUAAUUGCAAGAGGAGCAAAGAUUGAUUAUGAGAAUGUGACUUGCUGUCUGAGGUCAGGUAUAGUUCAGCAGUUCGGAUACAUCGCUAUCUUCAAACGGUAUUUCAAAUGUCGCAACCAAUUGAAAAAGCUCGUCCUGCGCCUGAAUACCCAUGGUUUCAAAGCAGCUGAUCCGCACGGUUAUCAAAGCUUUAGGGCCAAAGAACUUCUUAAAACUUACCGCCAUGAACAUCUUAGGGUGGUGAAGCUGAUUAAUUCGGGUUUAUAUGGAACUGAGUUUAGGUUUGUGUUGUACUUGCUUCAAAUGGCUACAUCAGUUGAAAAGGUUGUUAUCAAACCUGGACGUGGAGACUCUUGUUGCAACAGAUAUACCACGUGUGGGGAAUGA
Messenger RNA from Oldenlandia corymbosa var. corymbosa, 1053 nucleotides. Lineage: Eukaryota; Viridiplantae; Streptophyta; Magnoliopsida; Gentianales; Rubiaceae. The record is from the annotation of a GenBank genome assembly.